UAAAAAUGGUUGACACAAAAAGUUGAGAUUGUAGAAGACCUACGUUCCAUUUGUAAUUGAAUUGAACUUUAAAAAAAUAUCGGCCCAUUUUCGAAACCAGAACGAGCCCAAAUAUCAAAAAACCAAACAACACUGAUUCAGGUUUCUUGGGCAUAGAAGAAUGAGCAGCAGUAAUCAGAUUGCCAUGGAUGGUAACACCACCACCACCGCCACCACCAACAACCACACAGAGGACUUCGCAGUAGGUUGCUUGCUCUCCAUCAAGACCACUUUGGGCGACGAGUUCGAAGCCCAAGUCAUCACCUUUGACCGCCACUCCAACAUCCUCGUCCUUCAAGAGGGUUCGAAACCUGGACCUCGUCGAAACAUAAGGCUGUUGAAGGCUAACUAUAUAAAAGAGUUUUCUUUAUUGGGUCAAUCUGAAGACCCACUUGAUAUCAAGAAGUGUUACCUCGAUCUGAAUAGUCUGCAAGCUAGAGAAGAAUCAGCCAUUAGGCAAGCAGAAGCUGACGCAGAGAGAAGAGGUGUAGGUGUAACCAGCGAGGCUCAGAAUAUUUUUGACGCCUUGUCUAAAACGCUUCCAGUGCGUUGGGACAAGACUGUCAUAGUUGUCAUGAAUGCGGUGCGUGUUAGCAGUCCAUAUCUCCCUGAAUCUGUUAGUGGAGGAACUCCUGCCGCCAAUGACCGGGUGAAGAAAGUGCUUGAGUUUGUGAGGAAGAGGUUGCAUGCUGGUGGUGGUGGUCAGUGAUAGUAUCCUAUGGGAGCUUUGAAAUGUUCGUUGUGGGAUGAAACAUGCUGGAUACUUCACUUGUACCAAGCCUUAUCUGAGAGGAACAUGUUAUCUAGUUUCCCAGACAAUUUCAUGCUUGCUUUAAUCAAGGAAUUUCAGGUUUACAUA
Quercus robur (English oak) is the source of this 898-nucleotide messenger RNA. RefSeq lists its product as uncharacterized. The coding region runs from base 161 to 748 and encodes 195 amino acids. The transcript is spliced from 5 exons. The record is from RefSeq and is a predicted model, not a curated record. Lineage: Eukaryota; Viridiplantae; Streptophyta; Magnoliopsida; Fagales; Fagaceae.